GGGAGCCAUAGCGAGAUCUUCAAUGAGAUCACUGAAUCGCUUUUUAUUUAUAGCCACUUAAGUUUAGUGUUACAGUUCUUCCUCUCCUUCUUAGACUGUUGAGAAAUUCCUAGAGAUGGCAAUAAUGACUCUACCAUGAAGUUUUGGUGAAUCUAUCGUCAGUUUAAGGAAUCUGAUUGUGUGUUGUGAUUGUAAGAUGAGAAAUCUGAAGAUCUCUGCUGGUAUGAGACCUGUGAAGAAGGAGCCUAUGGUGAUCGACCUAGACAGUGACGAUGAAGAUACUCUCUGUGGUGAAAUGAAUGACUGUAUGAUUGAUACUGGGGAAUCUAAUACCUCCAACAUGCAAAUGAUAUUUAGUGCUGAUGAUGGUGGUGAUGAUUGGGGUAACAAAAUUGAUCAACAGUAUCUGAAGUUGUUUGAUAGUCUUAUGAACGAUGGAAACUCAUAUCUGAGUGAUAAUCCACUAAGGUGUUUUAGGUAUGAAGUAGAUAACGGAGGAUACGACACGCGCGAGUUUAAACAUAAGCAGGAGAGUAGAGAAGAUCAGAACACAAGUAGUGGUCGUGCCACCAAGAAGAAUAUUGUUGAGUCAAGGCCUUCUCAUCAUGUCCAAGCAAGUUCCAAGAAGAGAAAGAAUGUUGUUGAGUCAAGGCCUUCUCAUCAUGUCCAAGCAAGUUCCAGGAAGAGAAGGGAGUUUGUGUCGAGGCGAAGAGAUAGUCCUGUCAAUGAUAAGAGUGUUGAUGCAACAAGUCAUGCGAGGAGAAGCUCGCAACACAAUGUUUGUGAAGCUCGUGAGAAGGAGAUUGUGGAAGCAGAGAUGGUACCUGAUGAGAACUACAGAUCUCAUCUCAGAUCGUUAGUGGAGAAGAGGAAGAGAUCUAGUACUAAUCCUGGUAAGAAGAUACAAGUGAAGCGUGAGGAAGAUGCAAUGUCUUUGUCUGAUUCCGACAGUAUUGAAGUUAAUGAUCGUCCGUUUCUUGAUGAAGAAGAUUCUCCCUUUGUGCCAUCAAAGAGUUAUAAAGUGGUUGAUUUGGAGGAAGAGAGCGAUGAUGAUGAAGGUGAUGAAUGCAAUUCUUGGUUUAGGAAGGAGAUAAUGAAUGUUCUCAAACAACCAUACAAUGAAAAAGAAUUCAAAGAGCUUGAGCACGAAGCAUCAGUGUGUAGAUACUUGACCAAAUCUACUGAACUGUUAGAUGGAAGGGAUAUUACUUAUACAACGAAGGAAAAGAGACCUUCAUAUCUCGAUCAGUAUCCAGAAUUCAAAAGGAUGUUCGAAAAAGCCUUAGAUGGAGAGGAACACCAUAGCGCUCUGAACCUGUUGCGUGGCUUUAUCUUUUAUUUAACGAAAGUUGCUCGCCAUGAUGCAUUCAAACCUUGGCUCGACCAUGAAUGUUUGAACAUCACAUGUUUCUGAAUUCUGACAAAGACAAGAGUCCCAGCAGCUCUUCACCUGCAUAAAACCGACACCAGUUCCUGUUCCAUGCCGAGACCUUUGUUAAGUUUUAUGACAUAAUAUCGACUAGGCUGUGCUGCUUUUAUUGUGUAAGAUUAACUUGAAUCAUUGUGUAGUAGUACUAAGUUCAUUUCUCAAACUAGCCGAAUGUCUUCAAGUUUCUGUAAUGUGAGUUCUCUCCCAUGUUUAUUGGAUAACGA
Eruca vesicaria subsp. sativa (arugula) is the source of this 1653-nucleotide messenger RNA. Lineage: Eukaryota; Viridiplantae; Streptophyta; Magnoliopsida; Brassicales; Brassicaceae. The record is from the annotation of a GenBank genome assembly.